Messenger RNA from Crotalus tigris (Tiger rattlesnake), 4412 nucleotides. Its product is annotated as phosphatidylinositol 4,5-bisphosphate 3-kinase catalytic subunit alpha isoform-like. Gene Ontology annotation, molecular function: 1-phosphatidylinositol-3-kinase activity; 1-phosphatidylinositol-4-phosphate 3-kinase activity. Bases 855 to 4073 code for a protein of 1072 amino acids. Lineage: Eukaryota; Metazoa; Chordata; Lepidosauria; Squamata; Viperidae. Gene Ontology annotation, cellular component: phosphatidylinositol 3-kinase complex, class IB; plasma membrane; phosphatidylinositol 3-kinase complex, class IA. The record is from RefSeq and is a predicted model, not a curated record. Gene Ontology annotation, biological process: phosphatidylinositol-3-phosphate biosynthetic process; cell migration; phosphatidylinositol 3-kinase/protein kinase B signal transduction. The transcript has 23 exons.
UCCUGGCUGGAAGCCCACCGCCCCGGGGCCUGAGCUGGGGGGAGGGGGAGCUCUCCAACAGCCCCUCCAACCGGGACCCCCGCCCGGCUGCCCUCUGCGGGAGAGGGAGGGGACCCUUCCCUGCCGGGAGACCCCCCCCAUCCCGGGCGGGGCUGCCCUCCCUCCGCCUCCUCCUUCCCUGCCUGCCAGCCGUGCGAGCGGCGCCCCCGGAGCCGGCUCGGGCGCCUGCAGAAGCGGCUCUGCCGGGAAAGGGGCGGGGGGGGACCCGGUGCCGCAGCAGCGCCGCCCCGGCGGGAGGAGGCGACCCGGCCGAGGCGGAGGAGAGAAGAGCCGGGAGCCUCGGAGCGCCGCCGCCGCCGUCUUUGUCCGCAGCAGCAGCAGCAGCGCCGCCGGGAGCCGAGCCGAGCGGAGGGUCGGGCUGUCAACGGGCAUCGCCCCCUCCCGCACCGGCCCCCCCUGGGCGCGCCGGACCCCCGGCCGUCCCCCGCCGCUCCGGCCCCGCGGCCUGGCCGCGCUCCCCUCCCCGGGCCGGCGAGCAGCGAUGCCGGGCGGCGGGCGCGGGGUCCGGCGGGGGAGCCCAGUUCUGUGACGCAGCCGCCGCCGCCCCCUCCCCGGACAACUGAUGCUGGCUUUGUAGGAGUGCAGUCACAAAGAUGACAACUGUUGUGGGCUCCUGAGACCAGGCUGGCCGGCAAGGGGGGUCUGGCCGGCCCCUUCGGAGAAGGGUUGCUUUCUGGCGCAUCCGCACGGCCCAUCGUCCUCUCCCGCCCUCCUCUGCGGUGAGCCGGGAUGCUUUGACCCUCCCCUGCCGCAACUCCGUCAACGUGUCGAGGCCCUCCCUCCCGCUCGUGGCCAUGCCACCCCGGCCCUCCUCCGGGGAGCUAUGGGGGCUCCACCUCAUGCCCCCACGGAUCAUGGUGGACUGCUGCCUGCCCAACGGGAUGAUGGUCACCCUGGAAUGCCUGCGGGAGGCCACGCUCCGGGGCAUCAAGCAGGACCUAUUCAAGGAGGCCAGGAAGUAUCCGCUCUUCCACCUGCUGCAGGAGGAAUCGUCCUACAUCUUUGUGGGGGUCACCCAAGAAGCCGAACGGGAGGAAUUUUUUGACGAGUCUCGUCGUCUCUGUGACCUGCGCCUCUUCCAGCCCAUCCUGAAGGUGGUGGAGCCCAUGGGAAACCGGGAGGAGAAGAUUCUCAACCGGGAGAUCGGGUUUGCCAUCGGGAUGCCCAUCUGCGAAUUUGAGCUGGUGAAAGACCCCGAGGUGCAGGAAUUUCGGCGCAACAUCCUCUCCAUCUGCCGUGAAGCGGUGGAGACGAGAGGGUCAACGGGACCCCAAAGCCAGGCCUUGUACGUCUACCCCCCCAACGUGGAAUCCAGCCCUGACCUGCCCAAACACCUGUACAGCAAGUUGGACAAAGGUCGGAUCAUAGUGACCAUUUGGGUUAUUGUGUCCCCAAACAACGACAAACAGAAAUACACCCUCAAGACGCCCCACGACGCGCUGCCCGAGCAGGUGAUCGCCGAGGCCAUCCGGAAGAAGACCCGCAGCAUGCACCUCUCACCCGAACAGCUGCGCCUUUGCGUGCAGGAGUACCAGGGCAAAUACUUGCUCAAAGUCUGCGGCUGCGAUGAGUAUUUGCUGGAGAAGUACCCCCUCAGCCAGUACAAGUACAUGAGGAACUGCAUCGCCAUCGGCCGCCUGCCCCACCUGAUGCUGAUGAGCAAGGAGAGCCUCUACAGCCAACUGCCGGCCAACGUCUUCGUGCUGCCCUCGUACGCGCGCCGGUCAGCCACCUCCUCGCACGUGAACGGAGACGUGCCCACCAAGUCCCUCUGGUCCAUCAACAGCCUCCUGCGCAUCAAGAUCCUGUGCGCCACCUACGUGAACGUGAACAUCAGGGACAUAGAUAAGAUCUAUGUCCGGACGGGAAUUUUCCACGGUGGCGAACCGCUUUGCGAUAACGUCAACACUCAGCGCGUGCCGUGCUCGAACCCUCGGUGGAACGAGUGGCUUUCGUACGACAUCUACCUGACCGACCUGCCGCGUGCGGCACGCCUUUGCGUGUCCAUCUGCUCCGUCAAGGGCCGGAAGGGGGCCAAGGAGGAGCACUGCCCCCUGGCUUGGGGCAACAUCAACCUGUUUGACUACAAGGACACCCUGGUGGCUGGCAAGAUGGCCCUCAACCUGUGGCCGGUCCCCCACGGCCUGGAGGACUUGCUGAAUCCCAUCGGAGUCGGGGGCUCCAAUCCAAACAAGGAGACCCCGUGCCUGGAACUGGAAUUCACCUGGUACAGCCACCCGGUGAAAUUUGCCGACGCUACCGAAAUCGAGGAACACGCCAACUGGGCCAUGUCGCGGGAGCUGGGCCUCAACUACUGUAUGGUGGGCUUGAGCAACCGCCUGGCCCGCGACAGCUCAUUGGAUGAGAGCGAACUGGAGCAGCUGCGCAACGUCUGCAACCGGGACCCCCUGUCAGAGAUCACGGAGCAGGAGAAGGACUUCCUUUGGCGCCACCGGCACUACUGCCUCAACAUCCCCGAGACCCUGCCCAAAUUGCUGCUGUCCGUCAAGUGGAAUUCGCGAGACGAGGUGGCCCAGAUGUACUGCCUCCUGCGGGAAUGGCCGCUGAUCAAGCCGGAGCUCUCCAUGGAGCUGCUGGACUGCAACUUCCCGGAUCCAGUCAUCCGCGAGUUCGCCCUGAAGUGCCUGGUCAAGGGACUGACCGACGACAAGCUCUCCCAGUACCUCAUCCAGCUGGUGCAGGUCCUCAAAUACGAACAGUACCUGGACAAUCCCCUGGCCCGCUUCCUCACCAUGAAGGCCCUCACCAACCAGCGGAUCGGCCAUUUUUAUUUCUGGCAUCUAAAAUCGGAAAUGCACAGCAAGCCGAUCUCCCAGCGCUUCGGGCUGAUGCUGGAGGCCUUCUGCCGGGGCUGCGGGAUGUACCUGAAGCACCUGAACCGGCAGGUGGAGGCCAUGGAGAAGCUGAUCAACCUGACCGACAUCCUGAAGCAAGAGAAGAAGGACGAGACGCAGAAGAUGCAGAUGAAGUUCCUGGUGGAGCAGAUGAGGCGGCCGGACUACAUGGAGGCCCUGCAAGGCUUCAUCUGCCCGCUCAACCCCGUCCACCAGCUGGGCAACCUCCGGCUGGACGAGUGCCGGAUCAUGUCCUCGGCCAAGCGUCCCUUGUGGCUCAACUGGGAGAACCCGGACAUCAUGUCCGAACUGCUCUUUACAAACCACGAGAUCAUCUUUAAGAACGGAGACGAUCUCCGACAGGACAUGCUGACCUUGCAGAUCAUACGGAUCAUGGAGAGCAUGUGGCAGAACCAAGGACUGGAUCUCCGGAUGCUGCCCUCCGGCUGCCUCUCCAUCGGGGACUGUGUGGGGCUGAUCGAGGUGGUCAAGAGCUCCUACACCAUCAUGCAGAUCCAGUGCAAAGGGGGCCUGAAGGGGGCGCUCCAGUUCAACAGCAACGCCCUCCAUCACUGGCUGAAGGACAAGAACAAGGGCGAAGGGUACGACGCGGCCAUUGACCUCUUCACCCGCUCCUGUGCGGGCUACUGUGUGGCCACCUUCAUCCUGGGCAUUGGGGAUCGUCACAACAGCAACAUCAUGGUCAAGGACGAUGGGCAGCUCUUCCACAUUGACUUCGGACACUUCCUGGACCACAAGAAAAAGAAAUUUGGGUACAAACGGGAGCGGGUGCCCUUCGUCCUGACCCAGGACUUCCUCAUCGUCAUCAGCAAAGGGGUGCAGGAGUGCACUAAGACCAAAGAGUUCGAGAGGUUCCAGGAGAUGUGCUACAAGGCCUAUCUGACCAUCCGCCAGCACGCCAACCUGCUCAUCAACCUCUUCUCCAUGAUGCUGGGCAGCGGGCUUCCGGAGCUGCAGUCCUUCGACGACGUGACCUACCUGCGCAAGACUCUGGCGCUGGACAAGACAGAGCAGGAGGCCCUGGAGUACUUCACCAAACAGAUGAACGAGGCCCACCACGGCGGAUGGACCACCAAGAUGGACUGGAUCUUCCACACCAUCCGGCACAUGCCGCUGAGCGAGGCCAGCCACGACUGACCUCAGGGAGGGUGAUAUGGACCCUCGCUCGGGCAGGGCAGCCCCUUCCGGAGCCCCCUUGAUUUGUCAGAGACCCCCUUGGGUCCGUGUCCUCUCUUGGGACCAGCCGAGAAGAUCUGGUGGACCCGGAGAAGAUCAAGGAAUCAGGGCGGACCUGAGUUUUCUGCCCUCCGAGCCCCCUCCGAGCCCCCCAGGACAGUGAUCUCGAGUGGGAUCACAGCCUCCUCCAAGCAACAAGGGGCUUUUCUCUGCGUUCAACCCCAGAGACCAUCGCUCUGUGCUCAGAGACCCUUCCUCAACCCUGCCCUGAAGCUUCCUGGGAAAAGCGAGGGUGCUGCA